Bactrocera oleae (olive fruit fly) is the source of this 4940-nucleotide messenger RNA. RefSeq names its product phosphatidylinositol 3-kinase 92E (gene Pi3K92E). Gene Ontology annotation, molecular function: 1-phosphatidylinositol-4-phosphate 3-kinase activity; 1-phosphatidylinositol-3-kinase activity. NCBI's taxonomy places the organism in Eukaryota, Metazoa, Arthropoda, Insecta, Diptera, Tephritidae. Gene Ontology annotation, cellular component: phosphatidylinositol 3-kinase complex; plasma membrane; cytoplasm. Gene Ontology annotation, biological process: phosphatidylinositol-3-phosphate biosynthetic process; cell migration; phosphatidylinositol 3-kinase/protein kinase B signal transduction. The record is from RefSeq and is a predicted model, not a curated record.
ACAUUUUUGCAAAUUUUUUGGAUUAAAAUCUGCACUAUUAAAAAAUAUUAAAUACCAUCUCUGGUCUCUGGCUGAAAGUAUUGUGUUUGACGUUUAACAAUUUACGCUCACAUUCGUUGCAAUUUUGUUCAGAUAACGUCAAAUAUAUCAAAAACGAAAACAUAGAAAAUCGAAAACACACAAAAUUGAGUAAAUAUAGUUAAAGAACGUCACUACAUGGAUAUUUCUUUAAUCAUUAUAUUAAAAGAAAAAUAUUUCUGUCGUAUCCCAGAAAAUUCAAAAUCAAAAAUACAUGAAAAUAUACGUAUUUGUUUAAUCUGAAUUGAGACCGUGUUUAACAAGGCAUUUACCAAUCAGCGUGAUUAAAAAAAUUCCUGGAACACCAACAAAUUUCUGUUAAGCUGGUUCAAAAGGCGCUAUCAUAGCUGGAAAUAUAACAAUCGAUUUAUUCGAAUAUUUUUAAAGUAAUAUCUUGUUAAUACAAAUGAAAAGCAAACAAAAGCUUCCUAAUCUUCACGAUACGUGUUGAAAGGGAAUUCAAUAUUUAUAAAGGAUCCUGGGACUACUUGAAACUAACAGCUCAUAUGAUUUAUCAAUAGUGUUAUAUAUACUACAUACAUUAUCAGAUUUAUAAGGAGUUUAUCAAAGGUGAUCGUGGCAAAUUUUUAUUUGAGAUACUGGAUAUAGGGCAUAAGAAUGGCUCCUCUCUCUUGCCCUACUGACUCCAUCGAUUUCUGGAGGAAUGAGAUGCCAGAACGCGCCGAAGUCAGCUGUCUUAUGCCAAAUGGUAUUCUUAUUCUAACAGUAGUGCCCAUUAAUUGUACUAUCCGCGAAAUCAAAACGGAAGUUAUUAGAGAGGCAAAAAACUUCCCGCUAUGUCAUUUAAUAAAGGAUCCUUGCGACUAUGAAGUCAGUGGUAUUUCAAAUUUUGCUAAUGUAGAUUGUUUUACCGACGAAACGAAACGUCUAUCGGAAAUACAACCAUUUUUUUGUUUACUUCGUUUGGGAGAACGCACAGAGCCCUCAACUAUAUCAAGUGAUUAUGAACUAUCCAAGCUGGUUAGUAACAUGAUUGGAAAAUCAUUUGAAGAAUAUAGCGCACAACGUACACCCGAAGUAGAUGACUUUCGGCGCAAACUGACGCAUCUCUGUGAUAAAAUGGAACAGGUGCGGUCUCGCUUCACUUGGUCAGAGAAGUUGCUUUACGAACAUCCAAUGCGUGUUGCAAAUACCCCGGCUAUGCCUGAAUUAAUUCGUAAACGAUUGGGUGGUACAAGUUUUCUUAUAGUUGUUAAAUUAGAGAAUGACGAAGGCUCCUAUACAAUUCCUGUUAGUGAACACGAUACUUCAAGUACAGUGAUUGAAUCUGCACUAAUGAAAAUGCAGCGCUCUCAAAUAAGAGUAGGGGAUCGACCAUCAGACUAUAUACUAAAAGUCCGUGGUCGCGACGAAUUUAUUUUCGGUGAAUAUCCCAUAAUACAGUUCAUAUAUAUACAGGAAAGUCUCUCCGGCUCCGAUGUCCCCAAUGUUGUUUUAAAGCCUAUACACACACUGCAGUCGUAUAUAAACUACAGAAAUGAUUUGAACUUUUCUCACAAGCGAACACGAAGGCCGGAAUAUAAUCCUCCAUCUCUGCUAAACGAUCCGUGCCAAGACCGAAAGAUCACGUCAUCAUGGGACAUUUUAACUCCUUUUAAAUUACGUAUAUACCAAAUCGAGAAUGUAAAUUGCGAUCUGUCUCGCGCUAUCAAAGUGGGUGUACACAUUGGUCUUUUUCAUGGGGAGCGUCGUCUUUGUGCAACACAGUCCAUUGAAAUCGCAAUUAGUAACAAUCGUUCAUUUACAUUCGAGAAAGACAUUUCUUUCGAUAUACAAGUACAAAAUUUGCCUCGAAUGGCGCGUUUAUGCAUGGUUGUCUACGAAGUAACGAAAGCAUCGAGAUCCAAAAAGUCUUCAAAUACAAAUCGCGAUAAUAUUUAUAAAGAAGCCAAUACCUACGUGAAUAACAAUCCCUUGGCUUGGGUUAAUACGACCAUAUUUGACUAUAAACAUCAAAUGCGUUCUGGGUGUCUAGCACUUUACACAUGGACUUACGCAGAUGAUAUUCAGUCGGAUGAAAUUUUCCAUCCCCUAGGUACGAUUGAACCAAAUCCUCGUAAAGAUGGAUGUGCUAUAGUGAAAUUAGCAUUUCAUUGCUCCGGUUAUGAAAAUAUACAGUUUCCAUCGAUGAUAGCGGUUCUUAAGUAUGCAGAAGAGUUACAUCAUGGGGAAGUUCUUAGCGAUAAAUUACAUGAAAACUCCAAACCGAUCAGCGCUAUGUUGUCACAAUAUCUUCGCAUAGAUAAAGUAUUCGAAAUGCAUGAUCAAGAUCGCAAUGCACUAUGGUCGAGAAGAUAUGAACUCUUGGCCGAAGCUCCAGAGGAGUUAUCUACUUUGCUGCACUGUGUUAAUUGGAACGAACGUGACGAAGUAGCAGAGACGUGGAAUCUAUUGCAACAAUGGCCGACAAUAUCUGUAGAAAGAUCACUGGAAUUACUUGACUAUGCGUAUCCGGAUCCAGCGGUUCGAAGUUUCGCCAUACGCUGCCUCCGUUUUUUGAGAGAUGAGGAACUAUUGCUAUAUCUUUUACAACUGGUGCAAGCCAUGAAGCAUGAGUCUUAUCUAGACUGCGAUUUAGUAACAUUUCUGCUUGAGCGGGCGUUGCGCAAUCAACGAAUUGGUCACUAUUUCUUUUGGCAUUUGCGAUCCGAAAUGCAAACGCUCUCCAUGCAAACUCGGUUUGGUCUAUUACUUGAAGGGUACCUCAAAGGUUGCAAACCACACGUGCCUCACCUUUGCAAACAACUCAAAGUUUUAGACGCCCUCAAAGCUGGUUCUCUGAUCGCAAAAAAAGGAAGCAAAGAAAAAGGUCGAAAGGAGAUGCAAGACUUUCUUUCCAGCCCAAGCAAUAGUAGUAUAUUUCAGAGCAUACAAAACCCAUUGAAUCCCAGUUUUCGAUGCAAGGGCAUACAACCAGAAAAAUGCAAAGUAAUGGACUCUAAAAUGAGACCACUUUGGAUUGUGCUAAAAAACGCGGAUCAGAGUUGUAAUGAUAUUUAUAUAAUUUUCAAAAAUGGCGACGAUUUACGGCAGGAUAUGUUGACAUUGCAAAUGCUGCGUGUCAUGGACCAAUUGUGGAAGAAUGAAGGUAUGGAUUUUCGCAUGAAUAUUUACAACUGCAUUAGUAUGGAACGUCGUUUAGGAAUGAUCGAAGUGGUGCUAAAUGCCGAAACAAUCGCCAAUAUUCAAAAAGAGAAGGGUAUGUUCUCAGCAACAUCACCAUUUAAGAAAGGUUCCCUAUUUAGUUGGUUGAAGGAAUAUAAUCGUACUGAAGAAGAAAUGAAUAAAGCAAUAAACGAAUUUACAUUGAGUUGCGCUGGAUAUUGUGUGGCCACCUAUGUUCUAGGUGUGGCCGAUCGACAUUCAGAUAACAUAAUGGUUAAACGUAACGGGCAGCUUUUUCAUAUUGAUUUCGGUCACAUACUAGGCCACUUUAAGGAGAAAUUUGGUGUGCGUCGUGAGAGAGUUCCUUUUGUAUUAACGCAUGAUUUUGUAUAUGUCAUAAGUAAAGGACGUAACGACCGAGAUUCGGAAGAAUUUCUUUAUUUUCAAAAUAUGUGCGAAAAGGCAUUCUUAGUGUUACGAAAACAUGGCUGUCUUAUAUUAUCGUUAUUUUCAAUGAUGAUAUCAACCGGAUUACCAGAACUAUCCUCUGAAAAAGAUCUUAAUUACUUAAAGGAAACUCUGGUUCUUGACUAUACCGAGGAAAAAGCCCGCGAACACUUCCGUUCAAAGUUCAGCGAAGCCUUAGUCAACUCUUGGAAAACUUCUUUGAAUUGGGCUUCGCAUAAUUUUUCAAAAAAUAAUAAGCAGUAGACAAAUGCAUUUAAAGUAUUAACGCAUAAAUCAGCAUUUUGAAUUUGAGUUAAAACAAAUUCGAAUGGUAGUAAUAGCUCUGUAAUUGUAAGUUGGCAUUAAAAACAAUGAAUAAUAAUAUACAUACGUAUAUUUUGUUCAGCGCUAUAAUAUGCAGUCACUCACAACAUUGAUUACUUUAAGCCUUCAUGAGUAAUGUUUGAAAACUCAUUAAUAUUUUAAAGUUUUUCCUAAUACAUAAAUAAAUUAGUUACAGAAAUAUGAGCAUUUAUCAUUGUGAAACCAUGGCAGCUUUUAUCCUACUAACCAUACUGUUUAACAAGUUUUUUCAUACUUCUAUCGCCAUGCAAUUCCAUACCUUUGCAUAUUUAUGUUUGCUAUGGAACCAGUCUGCACAAAUAUGGUUUAUAAAUAUAUACCAUGGGUGCAGAACGGUAUGUGUUUUUCAUAAUACCUUUCAAAAUAUUAAUGUGAGAUUUUUCAGCUUUGUGUAUCUGCCGAUAAAUAGGUACGAGUAUAACAUUUAACGAAUAAAUCAAAAAGUCUAUUCAACAGAGUUGAAAAGACCUUUUCUAAAAUAUGGUUUAUUUUCUCUGCAUUGUAGGCAACUUUCCCCUUUUAGAUAGGUUUAAAUUGUUUGAGACUCCAGGUAAUACAAAUAAGUAACUGGUUUAGCUCUUGAUUUUGCGCAGCAGUUCAAUCGUGAUAAUUGUGAGCAACUGCAUAUAUAUAUGUGCAUGUAUGUUUUUUUGUUGUUGUUUGCAUGAGCAAAUAUUUAUAUGAUUUUCAUGAAGUUACAGUUAAAAAAAUUUACAGUUUAGUCGAAACACUAAAUUUUGUUAAUACACAAACAACAUAUUUUGUCUUGGUAAACAUUAUCAAACAUAAUGUGUUGAUGCUAUACUUACAAAUACAAUUCAUAGAAUUCGAUUGAAAAUUGUAUUAUUUAAGUGAUGUGAUUGCACUACAUUUUAUUUAGCAUAGUUUAUAAUGCGGACUUUUCUUUUUACAUUAAAUAAAAAUCA